This is a messenger RNA of Periconia digitata, 882 nucleotides long. The record is from the annotation of a GenBank genome assembly. NCBI's taxonomy places the organism in Eukaryota, Fungi, Ascomycota, Dothideomycetes, Pleosporales, Periconiaceae.
AUGUCACAAUCAGAGCUAACUCGUUCGAUCGUGGGAGCAAGCUUCCUGCUUCCCGUUAUCAAUGGAGCGAUGCACAUCCCACCAGCGGUAAGCGCGAUGCGAGCAACGAUUGGAGAUGAACAACCACUCGAUACCCCGAUACUUUUGCUGCUUUUUUCCCUUCACGUCCUGAUCGACGUCAUGGACAAGGCCGCAGACCUCCCCCGGCAGACGAGAAAAACCUGGCUGAGGACUAUUAUCCUCUUUGCGAGCCCUUUCAUUGCUCUUACCGUUUACGGCACAAUGCAUUGUGGAUUUUUAGCCCUCCUUCGACUGCUCGGCGUCCCCUUCUUCGCAAUCAUACAUGCGCUGCCAUUGAUCCCUGUGUACUCGCGCGAAACCAGGAGCAUCACCAGGGUCAAGCUCAAGUAUUUCCUCGGGCCAUUCAAGUCUCUCUUCGGUGCAACAUGCAUUGGGCUCAUGGACGUCACCGCAGUCGUGCUGUACCUUCGCGGGACGACGAUUUACCCGGAGACUUCCUCAGGCGUGGGGCACCUCGAAAUUUUGAUGUACACAAUCAUUUACGACUUCCUUUGGGAGUCAAUUUCUGAUGUGCGAGAUAUCGAAGAAGACGAGCGGGACAAAGUCACGACCUUAGCUACUGCAUUUGGUAUCCGCAAGACCUUGACCUUCUUGCUCGGGAGCACGAUGAUGGGCGAUUUAUCCAUCACGCUUUAUGGUGGUGGGAGUGCCGUACUAUCCGUCGUUCGAUCCACCGUCUUCUGGGGAGCUUUCAGCACUCUUGCGCUAUACAAGCGUCGUUCCGACAUGUAUGCAUGGGGUUUAGGUACCCUUGUUGGAUUACUGCCGGUAUGGCUGGCAAGUCUUGAGACACGUACAUAG